This is a messenger RNA of Choloepus didactylus (southern two-toed sloth), 1842 nucleotides long. RefSeq names its product nipsnap homolog 3A (gene NIPSNAP3A). The record is from RefSeq and is a predicted model, not a curated record. Lineage: Eukaryota; Metazoa; Chordata; Mammalia; Pilosa; Megalonychidae. The coding region runs from base 298 to 1089 and encodes 263 amino acids. The transcript is spliced from 6 exons. Gene Ontology annotation, cellular component: mitochondrion.
UUCUAACAGCUCCUCUGACGCGUGGGGAGGCACAGGGGGCCCGAAGAGCCAGGGCUGACGCGACACGCGCUCAGCUGCAGGACCGCGGCGGACCCCGAACCAACAGGCCCGGCCGGCCGCGCCCACCAGGCCCUGGGGGCGGAGCUGGCGCGACUGACAGUUCCGCUCGAGCUCGGCCGGCAGCCGCGUCGGCCAGUCGUCCCGUCGCCGCUGUUUCCCCACGGGAAGCCGGAGAAGGAGUCGUCCGGGAAAGAACGUCGGCUAGCCGCCCUUCUCUGCAACUCUCAAAACCGCGCCAUGCUCGCCCUCCGCAGCGUCCUGGCGAGGGCUCUGGCCGCGCGGCCGCCCGCGCCUCAAGUUCAGGUAUGUUCGUCUUUUGCUACAGGGCCCCGACAGUACGAUGGAACAUUCUAUGAAUUUCGUACUUACUGCCUUAAACCCUCAAAAAUGAAUGAGUUUCAGGAAAAUAUUAAGAAAAACAUUCAUCUCCGGACUGCUCACUCUGAGUUGGUUGGAUAUUGGAGUCAAGAAUUUGGAGGCAGAAUGAAUAAAGUGCUUCAUAUUUGGAAGUAUGAUAAUUUUGCUCAUCGAACUGAAGUUCGGAAAGCCGUGGCCAAAGAUAAGGAAUGGCAAGAACAAUUCCUAAUUCCAAAUUUGCCGCUUAUUGAUAAACAAGAAUGUGAGAUUAAUUAUCUGGUACCAUGGUGCAAAAUAGAAAAGCCUCCAAAAGAAGGAGUCUAUGAACUGGUUACUUUUCAGAUGAAACCUGGUGGACCAGCUGUAUGGGGUGAUGCUUUUCAAAAGGCAGUUAAAGUCCAUGUCGCUCUAGGGUACGCAAAACUGAUUGGAGUCUUCCACUCGGAAUAUGGUGUACUCAACAGAGCAGUGCCAUGUUCUUUAGGAUCUGUUUGGUUUAUUUCUGUAGUUCAUGUUCUUUGGUGGAAUGAGAGUCUGGAUAGUCGUGCAGCUGGGAGACAUCAGGCUCAUGAGGAUCCCAGAGUGGUGGCAGCUGUUCGGGAAAGUGCCAACUUCCUAGUAUCCCAGCAGAAUAUGCAUCUGAUUCCUGCAUCUUUUUCACCAUUGAAAUAGUUUUCCGCUGAAAUAAGAGGCAUUUCAUUAACUGCUUUAAUGUGUAUUUGCUAAUGGUGCUUAAUUUCUCCAGGAGGUUCUCACUCUUCUUUGAAGGCAGUGGUAAGUUAAUUAGCUGUGUUCCUUACUUAACUGGGGAAUGGUACCUCUGUCCUGUGUCACCUUUAUUUCAGGAAAUAGUCUGCUCAUUUCCCCCAUGGCAUUUUGGUAUCUCUUAGAUAUUAGAAAUAGCUGCUACAACUUCAUGAUGUUCCUUUUUUUCUUUUGUUUCUAAAUCUGUAUUUUGACAACCCUUUGCUUUAUAGCAUUUUCUUAUAUUCAAGUGAUGGUGUUAAAUUUUUGUGCCUGUGACAAUAUUUUUAAAUUAUUUAUAUACAAUAGCUACCUUUUUAUCAUGUGUUUUCCUGAGAUUUUUAAAGUUUAUUUUUGCCCAGUAAAGAAUGGAUUCUUAAAAAUAUUAGAUCAAACAUAUUUCUUUACUUUAGAAUACAGUCUCAUCUGUCAUCUGUAUUAAUUAUGGUUUUCAUGUUAAUUAUUAGUCUAAGUUGGAAAAUAAUAUAAUUAGGUCUCAGUAGUAAAAAAAAAAGUUAAUUUCUGAAGACUUUUUGAUUAGUAUGCUCAAAUGUAUUCAUUUGUAAUUAAUUUUACUAAUUUUUGCUUCAUUUUGGAUCACUGUUUUGUAGAGAUAUCUGGGCUGUCUAUUCAUUUUAAAGAGAUAUGGUUAUAGAAAUGCUUGCCCUAAUAAAAGUCUGC